GAAUCACAUUUAUAAAAAUGACUCGAAACAGCAAUAUUCGUUACAAGCAAACGGGAACACACGCGGAAGUGCUCGAUAUUUUGACUUACAUCUUUGAUUUAAAUCUUUAAAAAUCAGGUGGUCAAAACGUAUAAAUAAAUGAAUUUAAAGAUAAACGAAUCAGGAAAAAAUAUGAUAAAGAUAAUCAUUGGAAGUCUGCUAUUCGCAGGAUUUAUUUCUUCUGAAGCAAAAGACCCAUGCGCGAUUCCGUUGCAGCUCCAAGGCCACAUGAUCACUGUGACACAUGUGAUCGGUGACAAAGUCAAACCGCUGACAGAGAGUUCCGUCUUCAACUACGAUGGAGUCGGUCAGCGGAUUCACUCAAAAAUCACUUUUGAUACCGGGGAAUCACAUACGCACAUCAAGAUGUAUAAGACGAAGCAAUGGUUCAUCAUUUCUUCAGAUGGCUCCUGUAAGGUUACCAAGCUAACGGGGCGCUUUCCAUUGCUUCAAAUCCCUAAAGGCAGUAUCGAGUCAGGAAACACGUCUUCGGUCAUUGUGUACAGCGGUAGCGAUAAUAAAGGACAAUACUUGAUUACAGUCACCGAAAAGACAUGUCUGCCAUUAACAUGGACUGCAUUUGUUUCUCUGGAAUCCGAUAGGUACAUGGUCAAUCAAAGGUAUUUCAGCGACGUGAAAGACUGGAUCGACUUGAUGAAGUUCGUUCCACCAACCUCCUGCACACGCAGACCUCGACUUGGCCGUAUAGGGUUGCCAUGGUGAUACGAAGAUCUUGCCUUGACCCAAUCAGAGGCCCAGUAGUCCAUCCGGUUGGCUCCGUAGAAGCUUUAUGUGACUACCAGUCAAGACUCGGAUUAUCAAAUAUUUAAUUCAAAUCAUAAAAAUUGAUUUUAUUUAUUUUAUAUUGAUUUUAUAUAUUUAAGGAUGGCGGGGAUUCCGUCUGGCAUGUAUGAGAAAAAUAAACGAAAUCAAAC
Molecule: messenger RNA, 974 nt
Organism: Nematostella vectensis (starlet sea anemone)
Lineage: Eukaryota; Metazoa; Cnidaria; Anthozoa; Actiniaria; Edwardsiidae
Exons: 6
Coding region: 139-762 (207 amino acids)
Biological process (GO): cell-matrix adhesion
Cellular component (GO): extracellular region; lysosome
Molecular function (GO): calcium ion binding
Source: RefSeq, a predicted model, not a curated record